This is a messenger RNA of Nomascus leucogenys (northern white-cheeked gibbon), 678 nucleotides long. RefSeq lists its product as uncharacterized. The coding region runs from base 1 to 678 and encodes 225 amino acids. NCBI's taxonomy places the organism in Eukaryota, Metazoa, Chordata, Mammalia, Primates, Hylobatidae. The record is from RefSeq and is a predicted model, not a curated record. The transcript is spliced from 3 exons.
AUGCACCUCCAGCCCGCCUGGGCACCCAAGCUGCAGCCGCCUUCUGUGUGCAGGCAGCGGCCUCCAGGCAACCCCCGAGCCCGCCCGCACUCCCCACAUCCCAGAACCGGGGCCAGAUGUCCCUGUGGCUGCCGCCAAGCCAGGCGGUCUGCCCUGCGGCGGCUGCACAGGGGCGGGAACCGGCCCUCAGCCCCAUCCCCGGUGGCUGCAGAGGGUCACUGGCUAGAGGUCCUCAGCUCCAGCAGAGGAGGAGCCCGGCGGGGGCAGGGCCUGGCUGGCUCUCAGGCCAGGCGCACUCAUGAUCCAGAGGCGGCCCAGGCCAUUCUCCACCACCUGGGCGCCCAACUGCCUGGCUACUCCCAAGCUGGCUGGCGCUCCCAGCCUAGCAGAACCGGGGCUAGAUGUCGCCGUGGCUGCAGCCAAGCCAGGCGGUCUGCCCGGCGGCGGCUGCACCGGGGUGGGAACCAACCCCCCCAGUCCCAUCCCCGGUGGCUGCGGAGGGCCCCUGUCAGCGGCCCAGAUCUCUCUUCGGAGGAGGAGCGGGGCGGGAGUCACCAGGAAUAUCCUUCCCUUAGUAUCUCAGCAACCAUCCCCGGAGAGGCUCUUUGGGCUGUGGAUGUAGUACCCAGCAUCCUGGGCUGCAGAUUCAUUGAUUUUCCAUGCUUUGAUUUGGUAUAA